Molecule: messenger RNA, 630 nt
Organism: Misgurnus anguillicaudatus (oriental weatherfish)
Lineage: Eukaryota; Metazoa; Chordata; Actinopteri; Cypriniformes; Cobitidae
Source: RefSeq, a predicted model, not a curated record
AUGUCCAUCCAUUCAGAGCUCCAAUAUCAUCUCAUGAUCUUGGAUAACUUGGUUGAUGGUCAAGAACUGAAGGAUGAGCUCCAAAGUCCUGAUGACACUCUUGCAGACCACAUUCGGAACACUGAUCUGGAUGUUGCUGGAUUAACACUAGGAGAGGAGGUGGAACAGUGCAAUGCCUUCCUCUCUAGGAUCGCAGUGACCACAAAACCCAAGUCAAAAGCAGGAUGCUCAGACCUGCCGACCCUCAUGGCCAUGGGCUGGAAUCAGCAAAAGUUUGACAAUUUGGCCAUCUCGCUGAUAUCAGAAGACUCUGUGGAUCUAAGGACUGAGGAGGAGCAGAAGAUUCUUGUUGCAGAGAUGGACCAUCAUUGGAAAUCUCUUUCAGCUUGUGCUGAUGCCCUCGGAGAGCUGUCCUGCUUGUUUUCUAAUGAGACAAUGAAAAUGGCAAAACCUGAGAUGACACCUGGGAGCCUGCCCGCGAAUUCCAGCACAAGUCCCCACAUCCCAACCAGCUUUCAGCAUGACUACCUACACCUGAACAUUAUCAAGCACCCUUCAAUUGUUUAUUUUUGUCUUUGCUUGCUGUUCUUUAUUAAAGUUUUUGCACAGUACCCAGUAAGACGACAGUGA